AUGCCCAACGAUGAAAGUUCCUUGACGACCACUCAACGCGAGAUCCUAACAGAGCUUCAGAAGAUCUUGAUGACAGUAGACCAAUUGAACGAUUCGUUACUCAAGACGAUAGCGCUAGCGAAGGAAGGUGGGGAGAUGCGGCGCCUGCAGAAGGAGGUUAUCACUACUGGCGGAAAGGUCUUUGGAGAUGCGCUGGGCAAAGAUGGACUGGAUGUGGCCGAUAAUAUGGAAGAGGAUUGA
This is a messenger RNA of Morchella importuna, 240 nucleotides long. RefSeq lists its product as uncharacterized. The transcript is spliced from 3 exons. NCBI's taxonomy places the organism in Eukaryota, Fungi, Ascomycota, Pezizomycetes, Pezizales, Morchellaceae. The record is from RefSeq and is a predicted model, not a curated record. Bases 1 to 240 code for a protein of 79 amino acids.